This is a messenger RNA of Drosophila gunungcola (fruit fly), 2158 nucleotides long. RefSeq names its product arrestin domain-containing protein 17. Gene Ontology annotation, biological process: protein transport. The transcript has 3 exons. The record is from RefSeq and is a predicted model, not a curated record. Gene Ontology annotation, cellular component: cytoplasm. Bases 83 to 1498 code for a protein of 471 amino acids. Lineage: Eukaryota; Metazoa; Arthropoda; Insecta; Diptera; Drosophilidae.
UUCCCAUUCGGCAGCGAGCGCGCGCGGACGCUCGCAAAAAUAAUAACUCCGGCGAGGGCGUCCCCUUUACUGAUUCGCCAUCAUGUCGAAAAACUGCAUGAUAACGUUCGACCAGAAUGAGCACGGCACCUACUUCACCGGCCAGGUGAUUACCGGCAAGGUGAUCGUCAAUCUGACCAAGACCAAGAAACUGCGCGGAAUCAAACUGGAGAUCAGUGGCUAUGCGCAGGCACAGUGGAGACUCCGCAGACAUGGCCGGGCGGUGGCCAUCCAAAACUCGAAGAAGCGAUCGAAGCACCAGUACAGCGGACGGGAGGACUACAUAGCCUCCACCACUUACCUAAUGGGCUCCGAGCAGGGCAGUAACUUCAGCAUGGACGCUGGCACCUACACCUACACUUUUGCCUGCCCCAUUCCCAGCCACUGUCCCUCGUCCUUUGAGGGUGCUUUCGGCCAUAUCCGGUACCUGGCCAAGGUCACCUUCCUCAAGCCGGGCGCCUCCAAUCGCACCCACAACGUGGGCUUCACGGUGCUGAAGCUUCUAGACCUUAACCAGGAGAGCAAGAUGCUCCGCGAGCCGGCGAGCAACGAAGCCGUGGAGUACUUCUGCCUAAUGCACACGAAGCCCGUGGAGCUGAAGGUCACUCUGCAGCAGCAGGGCUACGUCCCGGGUCAGUUUUUGCUGGUCCACGCCCAGGUGCGCAAUGAGUCCAGCGCCGACUGCCGGAAACUCCUGAUCAUGCUGCACCUGCGGGCUACCUACACGGCGGACCAGCCGUCUCUCCGCACGACCUCCGAGAAGAUAAUGCUGGUGAAGCGCGAGUGCGGACCGGUGGCUCACCAUGGCCAGAGGACCUACACGGAAUCCCUGAGGAUCCCGGCCACGGCACCCACCUGCGAGCACCUGAGCAAGGUGGUGCGCGUAUCCUACGAAGUGCGUGUGGUGGCUGUGAUGAACUGGUUGAUGGCCAACCCGCGGGUGAUCAUCCCCAUAACCAUAGGCAACGUGCCGCUGGCCACUGCGGCCUCGGGACCGGACUUCCUGCCGGCCAACGCCUAUGCCGCCGAAAUUGGAAGCCCGCUGCCCUCCGAUUUGCCGUGCACCUCCACAAGAGCCAUGGAACUGGCUCAGAUGUCCAGCAGCGGGGUGAGCAACUCCGGCUACGAGAUAAGCGAGGAUCUUGAGGACUUCGAGCUGCCGGAGGACGGAGACGAUGAGCAGGAGGCGAGCGACGAGUUCGUGUCAGACUUACCUCCCCCUACGUACGAACAAGCCAUGUUUAUGACCGCUGAUAUAGCGGACACAGACGCAAACACCGUCAGCGCGUCUUCCCGGUUUACACCGCGCUACCCGGUUUUCGAUGUGGACACCUUCCAAAACCCCCCACCCAAUCCUCCGCAAAAAAAGAGGCGCCGCCGCCGGAGACGACCCGCCGAUCCUGGACAGUCGAAGCAGCGUCCGGAGAAACAGCCCGUGGAGUCACCCGUGCAAAUCUGAGUGCGCUAUCGCUUUAAAUUCGACUUUAUCUUAUCUCGGCAGUAUUUAUUUCUUUUUUGGUUUGCCAGUCUACUAACCAAAUGAUAGUAUAUAUACCUACACAUACCUACGAAAUGGUAAAUAAACAAACAAGAAUAUAAAAGUGUCUCCCUGGGUGACAUGCGAUAAACUGCGAUAAUUGACCUGACAGCAAAAAUCUUUGAAAUCAGCAAGCAAAAUAUUUGUGAUAUCAAUAUUUAUACCCUUGCAGAGGGUAUUAUAAUUUCAGUCAGAAGUUUGCAACGCAGUGAAGGAGACAUUUCCGACCCUAUAAAGUAUAUAUAUUCUUGAUCAUCAUGACUAGGAGAGUCGAUCUAGCCAUGUCCGUCUGUCCGUCCGUCUGUCCUUCCGUUUCUACGCAAACUAGUCUCUCAGUUUUAAAGCUAUCUGCAUGAAACUUUCCCAAAAGUUGUCUUCCUAUUGCAGGUAGUUUAUAAAACGGAUCGAGCCGGAUCGGACGACUACAGCAUAUAGCUCCCAUAGGAAAAAUCGGAAAAGAAAAUAAAAAAAAUUAUAACUUUGCUGUUUUUUAAUUUUUUUUAGGUCUUCGACACAUAGUAAUGGUUAAAUACUUCAGAAUUACGGUUUAAAUUUCAUAAAAAUCGGACGACUAUAGCAUAU